GCGGCGAGUGGGCCGCCGCGCCUGCGCGACCCUUCGGAGCCGGGCGGCAUGGCGGGCGGGGCCCGGGAGGUGCUCACGCUGCAGUUGGGCCACUUUGCGGGCUUCGUGGGAGCGCACUGGUGGAACCAGCAGGAUGCUGCGCUGUGCGCCCCGACCGGUGCCAAGGAACCGCCGGGAGAACUGUGUCCCGACGUCCUAUACCGGACCGGCCGGACGCCCCACGGCCAGGAGACGUACACGCCUAGACUCAUCCUCAUGGAUCUCAAGGGUAGCCUGAGCUCCCUAAAACAAGAAGGUGGACUCUACGGGGACAGACAGCUGGAUGCAGCAAUAGCAUGGAAGCUGGACAGCUGCGAGGAACGGUCACUGAAAUCCUUCUCCGUUCCCCCCCCCCCCCCCCAGGGAGUGUUGAGUAGUGAUGGGAUCUGGAGGGUCAAGUCCAUUCCCAAUGGCAAAGGUCCCCCACCGCUGACCACUGCUGCAGCCCCCAAACCAUUCACCCCCACAGAGGACAGCAUCAGAGUCUGGUCGGAUUUCCUCCGGGUCCAUCUACACCCCCGGAGCAUCUGUAUGAUUCAGAAGUACAACCACGAUGGGGAAGCAGGUCGCCUAGAGGCUUUCGGCCAAGGCGAGAGCAUCCUGAAGGAGCCCCGGUGCCUGGAAGACGUGGAGGACAGGCUGCACUUCUACGUGGAGGAGUGUGAUCACCUGCAGGGCUUCCAGAUCCUGUGUGACCUGCACAACGGCUUCUCUGGGCUAGGUGCCAAGGCCGCCGAGUUGCUACGAGACGAGUACUCAGGGCGGGGAAUAAUAACCUGGGGCCUGCUCCCUGGGCCCUACAGUCGUGGGGACCCCCUGAAAAACAUCUAUCGUCUGCUGAACACAGCGUUGGGCCUGGUGCACAUGUCCGCCCACAGCUCUCUGGUCUGCCCCUUAUCCUUGGGCGGGGGCCUGGGGCUGCGACCGGAGCCACCCGUCACCUUCCCCCACCUGCACUAUGACCCCGCCCUGCCUUUCCACUGUGGUGCCAUCCUGGCCACAGCCCUGGACACCGUCACUGCUCCGUACCGCCUCCGUUCCUCGCCAGUCUUCAUGGCUCACCUGGCAGACAUGCUGAACUUCUCUGGGAAGAAGGUGGCGACUGCAGCGGCCACCAUCCCCUUCCCCUUGGCCCCAGGCCAGUCCCUUCCCGACGCCCUGGUGCAGCUGGGAGGGGCUGCCACGUGGACCCCCCUGUCUGCAUGUGGGAGCCCUUCUGGAACGUGCUGCUUCGCCCAGUCCGUGGUGCUGAGGGGUCUGGACAGAGCGUGCCACACCAGCCAGCUGGCCCCGGGGACCCCUCUGCCCUCGCCGCUGCACGCGUGCGCCACUGGGGAAGACGUCCUGGCCCAGUAUUUACAACAGCAGCAGCCCACAGUCAGGAGCUCGGCCCACUUGCUGCUGGCUCCCUGCAUGGUGGCUCCCCCGUACCCCCAGCUCUUCUCCCCAGGCCUCAGCCAGCACGGUUUGGUUGUGGAUGGUCCCCCAUCUGGGGCAGCCGUGGAGAGCAUCCCAGUGCUUGGGGCCCUCUGCUCCUCCUCGUCCUUGAACCGGACCCUGGGAGACCUGGCUAGAGAGCUCACCAAGCUGGAUGUGCGGCGCUGGGCCAGCUUCCUGGCCGCCGGCGUGGAGCAGGGGGACCUGGACGAGGCCCUGCAGGAGCUGCGCAGCCUGGCCCAGUGCUACCGGAGUGGGGGUGGCCUCGUGGACUAAGGCUUCCCAGGAACAGGAAAGAGCUGGUUUACAAUAAAAACUGCUGGGUAUAGGA
Messenger RNA from Herpailurus yagouaroundi (jaguarundi), 1807 nucleotides. It is a transcript of the gene MSTO1, whose product is annotated as misato mitochondrial distribution and morphology regulator 1. Gene Ontology annotation, cellular component: mitochondrion; cytoplasm. Bases 49 to 1752 code for a protein of 567 amino acids. NCBI's taxonomy places the organism in Eukaryota, Metazoa, Chordata, Mammalia, Carnivora, Felidae. The transcript has 13 exons. Gene Ontology annotation, biological process: mitochondrion organization. The record is from RefSeq and is a predicted model, not a curated record.